AGUCUAUAUAUUUACUCCUCUUGGCAGUACUAGCAGCGUAAAGUGCAUUGAUCCCAGUAUUUUUGCCUUCGCCUUCGCCUUCGCCAUGCUAACGUCUUUGGUUGCCUCGACCCACUUCAGGCUGGUGUUUCCACCAACCUUCCCUCCAAAGAAUAAUUCCACAAUGUGUUCGGCCAAAAGAAGCAACAGCUUAAAUAGUAGUGGAAACAUGCCAGACUCUGCUCCUGCCCGUGCUUUGAAAUUUCAGGUUCAGAUUGAAGGGCCUCCGGAGAACUGUGCUGAUGAGGAAAAGCCAAAACUUCUUCAAUGGAAACCAAGGCAGCUUGACAAAACUAUUGACAUAUUUAGCGGGAAGUUGUUGCAGGGCGGGCUUGUUUUUCAGCAAAACUUCUUAAUUAGAUCAUAUGAGCUAGACCCUAAUGGCAACGUUUCCAUAUUGGCCCUAGUGCAUCAUUUGCAGGAAUCAUCACUCAAUCACUUUAAGAGUGUAGGGCUAGCUGCAGAAGGUUUUGGUUUAACAGCAGAGAUGACUAGAAGGAACCUGGUAUGGGUAGUAUAUCGGACGCAGAUUGUGGUGGAACGCCUACCUACAUGGGAUGAUGUAGUUCAAGUCGAAACUUGGAUUUCAGCAUCAGGAAAACAUGGUCACAAGCGUAACUCUCUUAUCCGUGAUUACAAGACAGGCGAAACUCUGAUGCGAACAACCAGUCUGCUUUUGAUGAUGAAUAAGAAAACAAGGAAAUUAUCUUUCGUAAAUGAAGUAUGGGCAGAGAUAGAGCCUCAUAUUUUGAAUUGUGACUCUAUCAUUAACAAGGAUAAGAGAAAACUUCUGCAAUUGGACCUUGAUAAAGCAGAUUAUGUCCGAGCAGGUAUAGCACCUUUAUGGAAUGAUUUGGAUGUGAAUCAGCAUGUGAACCAUGUAAAAUACAUCAACUGGAUUCUUGAGGGUGCUCCUCGCUCAGUCAUGCAGAGUCACACGCUUUCCUCCAUGACUUUGGAGUAUCGAAAGGAGUGUGGGAGAGAUAGCAUGCUGCAAUCCUUAUCUGCAGUCAACAGAUCUAGAGAUGGUAUGAGUCACUCUACAAAGAAUGAAGGGGUUGAGCUUGAUCACUCGCUUCGACUUGAAGAUGGGUUUUCCAAGAGAAGUGCAACAAAACCCAUCAUUUUUGGACAGUUAAAGAUAAAUUGAGCAUUUUGCUAAGUCAUGUUGUUAUUAGCAAAGGGUGAAAAUGAACCUCACUAAAUUCUCAGAAUUGUCCGUACAGAUCAGUCAUCUUUGUGAAUUAAACUGUAUUGAUUCCGAAAUAACCAAGAGAUGAGCUAUAUAUGCUUAGAAAGAUCCAAA
This is a messenger RNA of Alnus glutinosa, 1345 nucleotides long. RefSeq names its product palmitoyl-acyl carrier protein thioesterase, chloroplastic-like. The transcript has 8 exons. Gene Ontology annotation, molecular function: fatty acyl-[ACP] hydrolase activity; acyl carrier activity. The coding region runs from base 86 to 1189 and encodes 367 amino acids. The record is from RefSeq and is a predicted model, not a curated record. NCBI's taxonomy places the organism in Eukaryota, Viridiplantae, Streptophyta, Magnoliopsida, Fagales, Betulaceae. Gene Ontology annotation, biological process: fatty acid biosynthetic process.